Messenger RNA from Ylistrum balloti, 5181 nucleotides. RefSeq lists its product as uncharacterized. The transcript is spliced from 34 exons. Bases 37 to 4038 code for a protein of 1333 amino acids. The record is from RefSeq and is a predicted model, not a curated record. Lineage: Eukaryota; Metazoa; Mollusca; Bivalvia; Pectinida; Pectinidae. Gene Ontology annotation, molecular function: oxidoreductase activity; 2 iron, 2 sulfur cluster binding; iron ion binding.
AACAAAAUACAGGCAGGCGUACACCGUUUAUCGAAGAUGCCUGCUUCUACCAAAAUGGGAAGAGGGGUGAAAUGUCCCGUGUGCCAUAUCAGUCACCUGCCAAGAGAGAAGGAUGUUAAAAGUGGUGUGUUCGCAGCAACAUGUCAGAACUGUGGACACUUCUUUAAAUUUAGAGUGGACUCUGGACUUGCUACAAAGGUGACAUUGACUGUCAAUGGACAAAAAUACACAGUAUCUACUGACCAGUACAGUCCCUCUACAUCCCUGAAUGAAUUCUUACGCACAUCCCGUGUAUCAACUGGCACCAAGGUGAUGUGUCGGGAGGGUGGGUGUGGCAUGUGUUUGGUGGAGGCAAAAUUGUACGAACCAAUCUCCUUUGGGAAAAAGCCAUACUCCAUCAAUUCUUGUCUAUAUCCAUUGUUUCUCUGUGAUGGUUGGGAGAUCACUACUGUAGAGGGAAUUCCACACAAGGGAGAUAACUCUGUGUCAGAGAGACUGGCUCACUACAAUGGAAGCCAGUGUGGUUAUUGUAGUGAUGGACAAGUCAUGAACAUGCACUCGCUACUGGAGUACAAUGGUGGACAAGUGACCAUGCAGCAGGUGGAGGACGCGUUUGAUAAUGUCAUCUGCAGAUGUACAGGUUACAGGCCAAUACUGGAUGCCAUGAAGUCUUUUGCUGUGGAUUCUCCUUUCAACAAGAAGAAAAAUUCCCACUCUGUAGAUAUUGAGGAUAUUGGGACCCUAAGUAAAGUGUGUAAAAAAACAGGUGGUCCUUGCCAGGGAAAUUGUAGUCAGCAGACAGCAGACAAUAAGGAGAUGACACAAAUUGUAUUGAAAGAUGCUCAAUGGUUCAAACCUAAGUCAGUACAACAGGUUUUUGAUGCCAUGAAGCAAGCAGCAGGAAAGAAGAUGAAGCUGGUUUUUGGAAACACUGGCUACGGUGUGUUUUUGGAACUUGGUCAGUGGAUGUUUGAAGUCUUGAUUGACCUCCGAGAUGUCCAAGAAAUGUAUGUGGUAGAUUUUGACAGUGAUGUAACCCUGGGAGCAAAUCUGUCAUUGACACAGUUACAGGACAUAUUCUACCGUGGGAAGAGUGAGCCUAACUUAUACUACUUUGAUGCACUGUAUGAACGUGUUAAGAACAUCGCUGCCCACUCUGUGAGAAAUCUUGGCUGCUGGGCCGGAAACCUCAUGCUCAAGCAUGCACAUCCAGAAUUCCCUUCUGACGUUUACUGUAUGUUAGAAGCUGCUGGGGCACAACUAGACAUCACUGAUGGGUCACAGAACCAGCUAGGGAUGUAUCAGAUAUCUCACUUCCUGUCACUAGACAUGACAGGUAAGCUGAUUGUGGGUAUGAUGUUACCAGGCCUCGACAGCAAGGACUACUACAUUCGUACCUACAACGUCUCUAAGAGGACGCAGAAUGCCCAUGCAUAUGUCAAUGCUGGUAUCCGGAUGAGAUUGGAUAGCAAGAACAAAUACCAAGUGAAGGAAAAACCAACAUUAGUAUUUGGAGGCAUUAGUGCUACAUUCAACCAUGCUACAAAUACAGAGACAUUCUUGAUGGGGAAGCAGCUGACCGACCCAGAAGUAUUUAAAGGGGCACUGAUGACCCUGUCUGCAGAAGUGGUCCCUGACACCACUGACUUGAGGGCAGCUAGCGCUGCCUACAGGAAGAAUCUGGCCCUGUCUUACUUUUACAGAUUUGUGUUGGACGUUUUGGGAGAUGCGGCCCCCACCAGACUGAAGACAGGAGCUAAAGCUCUACUUAGGCCUUUGUCUACGGGACAACAGAGCUAUGACACCAAACCUAUGGAGUGGCCACUUACACAGCCAAUGACUAAAGUCUUAGCCCUCAACCAGACCUCAGGGAAAGCUAUGUAUAUAAACGACCUUCCCAGCAAGCCCCAGGAGCUUCAUGCUGCCUUCGUUUGCAGCACUGUAGCUAAUGCCACUCUACAAAGCAUGGAUGCCACAGAAGCACUGAAUACUCCUGGUGUGGUGAAAUUCUUGGAAGCCAAGGACAUUCCUGGAGUGAACAAUUGUUAUCCCACAGCAGAGUUCCCAGAGGAGCUGUUCUGCAGUGGUCAAGUGUCCUUUUCUGGUCAACCUCUUGGUCUGAUUAUUGCAGAGGAUGAGGAUACAGCUCGAUCAGCAGCCAAUAAGGUGAAGGUCAACUACACCAACAUACAGCCUCCUAUUCUUACUAUGGGAGAUGCUAUCGCCAAGAAAUCUAUCCAUCCUGGACUGACCCCAGAAUUUACUGUAGGGGAUGCUGAAGGAGCUAUUUCAAAAUCUCCUCAGAAGAUCCAAGGUUCCAUCAGCUGUGGAGCUCAGUACCACUUCCAUAUGGAAACUCAGGUGAGCAUAGCUACCCCCACAGAAGAUGGAAUUGAGUUAGAUGCAAGCACACAAUGGACAGAUUUGAACCAGAGGGCUGUUGCCAUGGUAUUGGGAUGUUAUGAAAGCAGAAUUACUGUGCGGACUAAGCGACUUGGGGGUGCUUACGGAGCCAAAAUUAGCAGGAAUGCUAUGGUGUCAGCUGCCGUUGGCUUAGCUGCACAUGUGACUAACAGGCCUGUGAGGAUGAACAUGGAGUUUCAUACAAACAUGGAAACCAUGGGCAAAAGAUUCCCAUUCAUGGCAAACUAUCAGGUUGGAUGUUCCGAUACUGGAGUCCUCAAUGGUGUGAAGAUCACCUAUUACACAGACUGUGGCUACCUUGCAUCAGACCAUGCUUUGCCAGUCGUAAUUGCAUUCUCUGACAAUGCUUAUUACUGUGAGAACUGGCACCUCAUCCCGGUUGGACUGAAGACCAACAAACCAUUGAACACUGCUGCACGAUCCCCAGGAUCCUGUCCAUCGAUCUUCAUCACAGAGUCCAUAAUGGAGCAUGUAGCAAAGGCGCUUAAUUUGGACCCAACAGAGGUCAGGAGGGUCAACCUCUAUCAACAAGGCCAGCUCACCCCAUACAAACAGAAGUUGGAGCACUGCAAUAUCUCCACCCUCCUGACUGAGUUGGAGUCAAUGGCUGAAUUGUCACAAAGGAGAGCCAGUGUAGCAGCUUUCAAUAAGAACAAUCGAUGGACAAAGAAAGGAUUGUCAGUUGUCCCUAUGAAGUUUGAGAUUGCUUGGGAAGGAGCUAACUACAACUGUCUUGUUGACAUCUACGGUGGUGAUGGGAGUGUGGUCAUAGAUCAUGGAGGCAUUGAGUGUGGUCAGGGUAUCAACACAAAGACGAUCCAGGUGUGUGCAUACAAGCUUGGAAUUCCUAUAGAGAUGAUCAGAGUGGCAGCCAAUAACACAGUCACUAACGCAAACAGUGUUACCACAGGUGGAAGCAUCACCUCAGAAGUCUGUUGUCAGGCCAUUGUUAAAUGCUGUGAUACAUUAUUGGAGAGGAUUGCACCUGUCAGAGCCAAAAUGUCAAACCCCAAAUGGAAAGACUUAAUUGAAAAGUGUGUAGCUGAAGGUGUUGACCUCACAGCUAGAUACCUCACAACACCAACUAUGCCAGAUGGUGCACAAUUCAACUACUGCAGCUACGGGGUGACCUGUACGGAAGUGGAACUGGACGUGCUGACAGGACAGUACCAGAUACCAAGGGUGGACCUACUGUUCGACUGUGGAGAGAGCAUGAACCCUGAGAUCGACAUUGGACAGGUGGAAGGGGCCUUUGUGAUGGGACUAGGGUACUGGCUUACUGAGGAGCUGAAGAAUGAUCCUCAAACAGGAGCCCUUCUCACCAACAAUACCUGGGAGUAUAAACCUCCACUUGGAAAGGAUAUCCCAAUAGACUUCAGGGUUCAUCUCCUAAAGAAUGCACCUAAUCCAUUAGGGAUUCUAAGGUCAAAAGCCUGUGGUGAGCCUCCCCUCUGUAUGAGCUGCUCAGCGCUAUUUGCCCUGAAACAUGCAGCAGAAGCUGCUAGAGAAGAGAUUGGACAGAACACAUUCUUCGCUCUCUCUGCACCAGCUACUGUAGAGAAAAUCAACACUGUAUGUCUUCUGAGGCCUGAUCAAAUGGUUCUCACUGCUUAGUAUGGUGUCACCCUCCAACAGGUCUAUACAAAUUCUAUAGAUGGAAAACCUGUGGUACAAACAUAUUAGUAACCAUGGUAACCAAAAGGAAAUGUGUAAUUCUUUCAAAGACAUAUCUGGUGCUAUUAUUCAGACGUUUUAAAGGUUGAAUCAGGAGAUCAGAGGACUAUCAAUUCUGGUGAGGAAUGCUGAAGAAAAAGUUGUCCAGUUUUUUUUGUUUUUGAUAACUGUAAAUAUUCAAAGGACAUUUUGUCUCUUGUUGAUUGCAUCUGCACAUUUUAAGCAGAAAACUUAAUGAAAUACUUUUUUAUUAGUAUUAUUUGGACCUGCAGAUGUAAUUGUACAAAGUCAUCACAACACUGCUCUUUUGUACAACAUGACGUCAUAUUUGUGUAAUUGAAGCAUAAAUGAACAUUGCUCCAUGCAAUGUUAAAGAGCAAAUUUUUACCUUGACAAUGUAGUAUGGAUGACAUAAUAUUAAAUAUUUCAACUAAUAUGAUAUAAGUAUGACAUUAAUAUGUAAAAUUCAAAUAGAAAACCAGAAGAGGUAGCUGGUUCUGAAUCUGAGCAAAAUCUCAUUUAAUCAUUAAUUAAAGAGAAUUUUGUUAAAUUGAAAAUAGGGGGAAAGUGCUUCUAAAAUAGGCCACUUAUGUAUGGCAUGAAACGUUGAUUGUGUAGUAAUUGUUGUUGUUUUCACAUUGACAAACCAUGAAAAUAAAAAGUAAUGAAUAAGACUUCACAUGACAGAAUCAUGUGUGUAGUUGAGUAGUAUCCUCGAGGGUUGUACCAUUGAAAUAUUUUCUUAGGUCCAAGCUAAGAAGACUUAACAUUUAUACAAUUUAUUGACAAGGAUUUCAACCUUUUCACAAAAGGAUAUUUUCUUCAACACUGAAUUGAUAAACUACAAAGGGAGAUAAGUUUACAAAAGCACUCGUAUUUAAUGGUAGACAUGGGUCAGUAUUUGUUAAAGUGAUUGGAUGUUAAAUCAUCUGUAGACAAAAUUAUUUUAUGUACUACACCUUGAUUUAUUCUUCCUGUAUCAAUGUUUACUAGAGAGGCUGUAUAGAUACUUUUUUCUGCUGCAAUCUUGUGAUGUUUCUUGAUUUAUUCUUCCUGUAUCAAUGUUUACUAGAGAGGCUGUAU